AGUGAUUAAUACUAUGUAACUACAGUAAAAUCAUAGUUCCUAUUAUAAAAAGGAGACCCGUGUACAGAUCGAUAUCGAUAUUUCUCGAAGAAAUAUCUCGAAAAUGCGUAAGCGUAAGACAGAAACCGAAGCGACAUCUGUCGAUUAUAUUAGUCGCACAUUGGGCUGGAACAAAUGAACCGGUAAAAACCAUCACAUUUGGCAACGUGUUUGAGUGUUUUUAUCCUAUUAUAAAAAGGAGAUAAUUUAUAAUCGUGAAACAUCAUGACAUCUCCACCUAUUAAAUAUACGACCAACAGAGCCAUUGAUCAUUUCAAUGUUGCAGCUACACUCAUGAAAAUCAUCGGCUACGUCGACAGCAUUGAAGACCUGAGAGAGUUGCCAAAGUCUCCAUCUAAGUGGAUUUACAAGUGCAUUUUAAAUAACAAUGAUGGCAGAAGGGUUCGCAUACUUUGCUCGGGGGAUGAUGCUCUCAAAUACAAGGAUGAGAUCAAGAUGUAUCAGGGAACCUUGAGGGAAAAAAAAUAUCAACGAAUAAAUAACAUAAAUGCCCAGUUCAGUUUUCUAGAUAAUAAAAAUCACUGGAGGGAUUAUUAAAGCGGCCAAUCCACAGUAUCGGCGAUCAACGGACACUGUGAGCGACAAAGAAUUUCAAUUUGCACGUAGGAGCACUUUCGACAUCUUUGGCACAUUUAACAUUACGAAUGGAGCUGACAAUGGAAGGUCGAAGGUCAUCUCAUAUAAAAAAUUGAGAUGGAGAACGUUUGUGCUGCUCGCGGGCCAGUCCAGAUCACUGGAUGGCUCAAAGAGCCAUUCAGAAGCAUUACCACGAUAAGUGGUUCGAGUUAUGGAUCUGGCAUGUUUUGCACAAGGGUCCAUCGCAUGACCAUUCACGUGGUAACAUACAUCCCGAGAGAAGAUUUGAUCGAGGGAAUCAAAAUGACCAUUAAAGGUCGAGUUGAUUGUCGUGGGGAUGGUUUUGUUCUGAAUAUUAACAGCAUGGAUGACAUUGCAGUCCUGACUGAGGAUGUAGCCCUCAAUGAAGAUGAGUUGGAUGAUGCUGUCGAAGCACCUCCUCUCAUUCUCAAACGAGGGGCAGCUGAAUCUGCAUCUGGAGAGGCGAUGGACGUCGCGAAUAAGAAACUGAAAGCUGAAUAGCUUUAAUGACGUGCUAUUUACUCUGGAAGUUCAAUUGCAAAAUUGAAAAUUUUUUCUAUAACAAGUUCUAGACUGUUAUUUUUUCACACAAAAAUUGAGUUCUAUAACAAGUUUAACACUGUUAUUUUUUUACGCAAAAAUUUAAUUCUAUAACAAGUUUAAUACUGUUAUUUUUUUACACAAAAAUGAAACAUUGACAAGCUUGAGCUCUUUAAGAAUCUGAUUUUUUACUUUUAAAGACUGCCAACUUCAUAGCAGUAAGGUUAAUACUCAUUUAGCUUUAACAACCAAAACAGAUGGAAUUAUAAUAAUCUAUUCAUGAACAUUAGUAUUUAUUCAGAAUUUAUUUCAAUAUAUGGCCCUGUUUUUGAAGAAAAAGUAUUACUAAACAUUUGUAUUUUUUAUAUAUAACAGAGAAAACUGAAGACUAAUUAAUUUUAUGAUUAAAGUAGAUAAAGCUCUCCGGAAUCACAGAUAAGUGAUACAAAGGAUGUAUUCAUGUUAAUGUUUGUUCAUAUUUCUUAACAUAUGUUGUAAUGUCAAUUAUAAUUGUUGGAACAU
Molecule: messenger RNA, 1719 nt
Organism: Diachasmimorpha longicaudata
Lineage: Eukaryota; Metazoa; Arthropoda; Insecta; Hymenoptera; Braconidae
Exons: 5
Coding region: 265-597 (110 amino acids)
Source: RefSeq, a predicted model, not a curated record